AUGUACAGACAGACCCUUGCCAAGGUCCCCAUGCGCAGCUGGGCUGCCACCCCGAUCUCGCGCCGGGCCUUCUCCAUCACCGGCCGUGUCAUGGGCGAGGGCGACACUGGUGCCCCCCCGCGAACCGGCGGCCAAGGAGACGCCUUCCAGCGCCGCGAGAAGGCCAACGAGGACUACGCCAUCCGCCAGCGCGAGAAGGAAAAGCUCAUCGAGCUCCGCAAGAAGAUCGCCGAGCAGCAGACCCACCUCGAGAAGCUGGGCGAGCACAUGUAUGUUUCCUCCCCUUUCCCUCCUGCGGACCCCUUCACCUCCAUGGACCAACCCUCCGCCCUCCCCAUCCCCAAUAUUCCGCCUGCCUAG
This is a messenger RNA of Neoarthrinium moseri, 360 nucleotides long. RefSeq lists its product as uncharacterized. The record is from RefSeq and is a predicted model, not a curated record. Gene Ontology annotation, biological process: negative regulation of ATP-dependent activity. NCBI's taxonomy places the organism in Eukaryota, Fungi, Ascomycota, Sordariomycetes, Amphisphaeriales, Apiosporaceae. Bases 1 to 360 code for a protein of 119 amino acids. The transcript is spliced from 2 exons. Gene Ontology annotation, molecular function: ATPase inhibitor activity. Gene Ontology annotation, cellular component: mitochondrion.